UUACAAUAUUCUUUAGGCACAAAAAAACGAACACAUCAUUUCAUUUGUUAGAUACAUUUUUAUUUUUAACUUUGGUAUUAAAAUAAUGUUAGGUAGUUAUUAUAAAUAACAUUCAAAACGAAAACACCAUCCUACAGGAACUCUCUUCCUUGCAAAAAAAAUAAAACACUAUUUCCUCCAAAUACACGUAGAGAGAUACAUAUAUACAUAUAGAGAUCAACAAAGAUGGGAAGAUCACCAUGCUGCGAGAAAGCUCACAUGAACAAAGGAGCUUGGACUAAAGAAGAAGAUCAGCUUCUUGUUGAUUACAUCCGUAAACACGGUGAAGGUUGCUGGCGAUCUCUCCCUCGCGCCGCUGGAUUACAAAGAUGUGGUAAGAGUUGUAGAUUGAGAUGGAUGAAUUAUCUAAGACCAGAUCUCAAAAGAGGCAAUUUUACUGAAGAAGAAGAUGAACUCAUCAUCAAGCUCCAUAGCUUGCUCGGUAACAAGUUAGUCUCUUUCUCUCACACUUUUUUAAGAAUAUGAUUAUAUUUGUGAAAGAUUCUGAAACUUUGUGUUGUUGUUAUAGAUGGUCUUUAAUAGCUGGGAGAUUACCAGGAAGAACAGAUAACGAGAUCAAGAACUAUUGGAACACUCAUAUCAAGAGGAAGCUUCUCAGCCGUGGGAUUGAUCCAAACUCUCACCGUCUGAUCAACGAAUCCGUCGUGUCUCCGUCGUCUCUUCAAAACGAUGUCGUUGAGACUAUACAUCUUGAUUUCUCUGGACCGGUUAAACCGGAACCGGUGCGUGAAGAGAUUGGUAUGGUUAAUAAUUGUGAGAGUAGUGGAACGACGUCGGAGAAGGAUUAUGGGAACGAGGAAGAUUGGGUGUUGAAUUUGGAACUCUCUGUUGGACCGAGUUAUCGGUACGAGUCGACUCGGAAAGUGAGUGUUGUUGACUCGGCUGAGUCGACUCGACGGUGGGGUUCCGAGUUGUUUGGAGCUCAUGAGAGUGAUGCGGUGUGUUUGUGUUGUCGGAUUGGGUUGUUUCGUAAUGAGUCGUGUCGGAAUUGUCGGGUUUCUGAUGUUAGAACUCAUUAGAGAGUCAAUCGAGAAUUCUUUAGGAAUCUUUUUAUAUAUUUAGAUCGUCAAUUGUGUUUUUUUUUUGUUCACAUUUGUUAUGUAACAUCAAGUAAGAAACUAGCAUAAUUAUUUGAUGGCAAAGCCAAAAGAUUGUGCUCAAAGAAAUUUAUAAAAACAACAAUUAGGGCAUGUUGUACUUGCAGAUGCUAAAAAACGGUAAUUUUUAUAAAUGUUAUAAUUUCAUAAUCUAGCAAACUAA
Molecule: messenger RNA, 1320 nt
Organism: Arabidopsis thaliana (thale cress)
Lineage: Eukaryota; Viridiplantae; Streptophyta; Magnoliopsida; Brassicales; Brassicaceae
Gene: MYB3
Product: myb domain protein 3
Exons: 2
Coding region: 522-1079 (185 amino acids)
Cellular component (GO): nucleus
Molecular function (GO): transcription cis-regulatory region binding
Source: RefSeq, marked reviewed